AUGGUCUCUACAAAAGCCCCGGGGCUGGAAGCCUUGGACAUGGAGCUGCAGACCGUCGGUCAAAAUGUCCCUCAAAACCAAAACGCUGGGACUGCAUUGGAUAACAGUGAUAUGCACCGGAUGGGAAAGGUCCAAGAACUAAAGGGUCUGAUCAGUGUCCGAGAUCCAACUUAUGAGCCACAGGGCUGGCAAGGCACACUUUUUGUAUUUGCCAUGGUCUUGGUCAUAUACAUCUUCAAUGUGUACGGAGCCGAUGUGAUGCCAGUUCUGAGCAAUCUCUUGAUGAUUCUUCAUGUGCUGUCUUGGGCAGUGAUAUUGAUAGUUCUUUGGGCUAUGGCACCUCGUCAAUCCGCAGAAGCUGUUUUUGUUACAGGGUGGGAGAACAUGGGCGGCUGGUCGACUAUGGGACUAAGUGUGAUGAUUGGACAAAUUUCAGCUAUUUAUGGCUCCUUGAGUUCUGAUGCAUGCGCCCAUAUGUCAGAAGAAGUCAAAGACGCUGCGAGGAAUGUGCCCAUCGCUAUUGCUUGGGGCUACUUUAGCAAUGGCAUCAUGGCCACCGUUUUGCUCAUUACUUUCCUCUUCGCUAAUCCGUCUGUGAAAGAUUCAUUGGAUGACAUUACCGGGUUCCCAUUCCUCUACGUUUUCAAAAACGCAACUUCUACAGCUGGAGUGAAUGGUUUGACGGCGAUUAUAUUACUGCCUGUUAUCUUCAGCAACAUUCUCUUCAAUGCCUCCACCUCCCGUCAAACCUUUGCCUUUGCUCGAGACAACGGUCUACCAUUUUCUCGCUGGAUUGGCAAGGUUGACCCCAAGCGCCAGAUUCCCGUGAAUGCCAUUGCUCUAUCCUGCAUUAUCAGCUGUGCGCUUUCUCUCAUUAAUAUUGGAUCUGACACUGCGUUCAACGCUAUUAUAUCCGUGAAUGUCGCUGCACUAAUGUAUACAUACAUCAUUUCAAUCAGCUGUGUCAUCUAUCGAAAGAUCCGGCAUCCCGAAACACUUCCACUUCGUCGCUGGGAUAUGGGACGAUGGGGUUUGCCCGUUAAUGUUAUCGCUCUAUUUUAUUCCCUUUUUGCGUUAUUCUGGUCAUUUUGGCCAGGCGAUGUUGCAGUAACUCUGGACAAUUUCAACUGGAGCGUGGUUAUAUUUGGUGCAGUUUUUAUACUGAGCUUGGGAAUGUACGUGAUUAAAGGACGGAAGGAAUAUGUUGGACCUGCGGCGAUAGUGGAAAAGCAUGAGAACUAG
Molecule: messenger RNA, 1242 nt
Organism: Penicillium arizonense
Lineage: Eukaryota; Fungi; Ascomycota; Eurotiomycetes; Eurotiales; Aspergillaceae
Exons: 3
Coding region: 1-1242 (413 amino acids)
Biological process (GO): transmembrane transport
Cellular component (GO): membrane
Molecular function (GO): transmembrane transporter activity
Source: RefSeq, a predicted model, not a curated record